Acomys russatus (golden spiny mouse) is the source of this 338-nucleotide messenger RNA. It is a transcript of the gene Ndufc1, whose product is annotated as NADH:ubiquinone oxidoreductase subunit C1. Bases 98 to 328 code for a protein of 76 amino acids. The record is from RefSeq and is a predicted model, not a curated record. Gene Ontology annotation, cellular component: mitochondrion. Lineage: Eukaryota; Metazoa; Chordata; Mammalia; Rodentia; Muridae. The transcript has 3 exons.
CUUCUACUGCCAGGGGGCGCUGCGGUCCGCGCUACCUGCCGGACAUGCGCACUCAGGGAGAAGGCAUGCCGAGAAGAGGCGGAGCUUGCGGAGCAAGAUGGCGACGUCCGUGGUACUGGGCCGGUUUUCCCGGCUGCUGGCCUCCGCACGGCUCCCGAACUGCACUUCAACACGGUCAAAGUUCUAUGUCAAGGAGCCGGUGCAUGCUAAACCUAACUGGCUGAAGGUUGGGCUCUCCUUGGUCACCUCUGGUUUCCUGUGGGCUUAUCUCAUCAAUCAACAUAAUGAAGAUGUUUUGGAAUAUAAAAGAAGAAAUGGAUUGGAAUAAACUUUGGAAA